Molecule: messenger RNA, 2650 nt
Organism: Macrosteles quadrilineatus (aster leafhopper)
Lineage: Eukaryota; Metazoa; Arthropoda; Insecta; Hemiptera; Cicadellidae
Gene: Osi24
Exons: 6
Coding region: 114-1271 (385 amino acids)
Source: RefSeq, a predicted model, not a curated record
CGACGGUAUAGUGUUGGCAGUGGCAGUGGAACUAGUGGCAGUGGCAGUGGUAGCAACAGACUUAGGAUAUCACACUAGCGGGAUGUCGGCGCGGUGUUCAGCAGUGUCGUGAGAUGAAGUGGUUUGCAAGGACCGUUGCCUUGGCAGCGGUAUGGUCAUGUAUCCACGCAGAGUUGGCCCAGCAGUCGGAGAUACCAGUGAUAACAGGAGUGACUAUCAAGAGGGUGUCAGACGACUUGUCUGUGGGGGUGGCAGGGAGUGGUUAUGGUGCGGGGACUCAUGUGUUGGAUAUCAAAUUGUCCGAAGUACUGCGUGGUUCGAGACAACUAGCACAAAGCAUGCCUCGAUUCGCAUUUGGAAAGAACUCAUUCCUGACGGGGUUUGGUCUCGGGUUCCUAGCGUUUGGGCUGAAGAAGCUCCUGCUGCCAGUGUUCAUCGGCGCACAGAUCGUCAAGUCCGUGCUACUGGCCAUGUUCUUGCCCAGCAUCAUCGGCGGCAUCGCCAAGCUCAUGGGCAAGGGCCUGACCUCCGUGGCGCAGGGCUCCAGCAGCUCAGCUCACGGUGCCGGUCAGGACACCAUCUCAGACUUUGACUUCAAGGACACGGGGACUGGCGGAGGUGGUGGAGGCUACGAUAGCCUGGGGGCGGGCUCUGACGACAACACCGGAGUGUGGACCUACCCUCCGGACAGCUCCGGCAGACAGCCCUUCCCCGCGUACACCAGCUCGGGCCUGGGAGCCACCUCGGCCGCGGCAGCCGCGCUCAAGCAGCCGCAAGACAGGUACCAAGCAGUCAAGUCCUCGUACCAACACCAGGGAAGCUUCUAUUCCCGUGACAAGCUCCAGGACUUUAAAGUUUUCCACGGCAUCCCCGCCAGUUCUCAGCUCCUCGCCAACUACGAUCCCUUCUACAGCCCCUUGCUGUCUCGUCUGGACGCCGUGUUCCAGCAGCUCGGCCACACUGAUGAGGUCUGCAGAGAGAGGCUCGUGUGUCAUAUGUACAACAAUCCCGCCAAGUUCGCUCCCUUCAGCAACCUCGUCUCCGCCCAGCUCAGCAGGGAGUUGAACGAGUUGAGGAAGCCGUCGACCGACAACCCGGAGAUCCUGCGGUUCUUCCGCUACAUGAAGGCGGCCAAGGACGGACAGGACGGCGCGGAGUGCGACAGGACGUACCCAGGGUGUGCGGUGUCGUUGGAGGCUCCGGCGCGGGCUCCCAUGUUGACCACAUACAACAGCAUCGACAAGCUAGUUCAAGCCAGGAGACUCGCCUGAACCACUCACGUCCGUGGGUGCUGACUAAAAUACUACUUUGAUCACGUUCGACCAAAAUAUCUAGUGUUUUGAUCAAACGUAAUCGAAUAUCGUUGUUGGGAUUGGGUGCUUUGGACGUGGAGUGGGUACCGAUUUUUGUUAUUGGUACAAUAAAUGACUAUAAACAUCGUGAACGUGUAUCCAUCGCAAAUUUUAUUUUGGGAUUGGUAAAUGUGUUUUAGAUGUAUAAAUUGAUCAGCGGAGUAGAAAUUACGUUCAAUAACUAAGAGCUGUUGUUGCUUUCGAAUCGACAUACCUUUUGCUUCCAUGCAAUAUGGUUAUUGAAAAAGAAUAAUAAAUAUUUGAAUUAUAAAGCUAUAAGGGUAUGGAGGCGUUGUGCAAGCGUUGCUAACGCUAGUGUUUGUUGAUAUUAUUAAAUAGUAAUUCUAUAGGUUUCAUAAAAUAGUAAAGUGCGAUAGUAAAGUAACUUCUGGGGUUCCAAAUACGUUAGAUAGUAUAGUCUCUAUAUUAGAUGGACGAAGUAACAUAUCCUUUCCUUUUGAGAAGAAACUCUUGCGUUUGUCACGCAUGUAAAACUCUUCAAACAUUUAAAACUCUUAAAAAGCAUAAAAAAGUUAGACAUGUUAUUUUCUUAACUUAAACCUAUGUUGAAUGUAUUCGCGAUGGACAAUGUAGCCAUAUUUUCAGUGAAUGAAUCAACAACAGUUUAACCUAACACUUGAUUUCCAGUGCCACAGCUAGUUUAAAAAUAAAACAUGGCAUCAAAAUAUCCUAAAGGUAGAAAUGGUUACCUAUAAAAUAAAAUUUUAGCCUCGUCUUAAUUAUAUUUUAUCGUGACAUUUUAUAGCUCUAAUCACAUUCUAAUAAUUGGCCUUAAAUAAGAAAUGGAUGGAAAUGGCCCCACCAAAGGAGUAAGAAUCUAUAAUUAUUGUUUAUAAGGACGAGUUGUUAGUAAUUUUCUUAAUAUUAUGACAUAAAACGUAGACUGCAUGGUAGAGUUUGGGUUUAUUUAUAUGCUGUGUUAAUUUUUACUCUUCACAUUUUCUACCGUAUUAAAAUGCAACAUACACUAUUUACAGUAUUUGCAGUUUUUUACUCAAACGUACGUAAAAGUUUGAAAUUUUAUUAUUUCAAAAUAAUCUACAGAUAUUAAGAAUUUAAAUCAAGUUAAUUUGUUGUGUCACAAUAUUAGUCUUAGAGGCUAUUUUACUCGUAAGCAACUUGUAAUAAGAAUGUGACUUAGCUGAUAAACCAAAAACGAAGUGAGAAUGUAGUGAAGGAUCAAGUAUUUAUUGUAUGACUGUAUUUAUUGAGUGUGUGUAAAUAUUUAUAAGUGUGAAUUAGUGUGAAAUAAAAUGUUGUUAACAUGCUCAAAGAAA